Acomys russatus (golden spiny mouse) is the source of this 730-nucleotide messenger RNA. RefSeq names its product RAP2A, member of RAS oncogene family (gene Rap2a). Gene Ontology annotation, biological process: Rap protein signal transduction; negative regulation of cell migration. Gene Ontology annotation, cellular component: plasma membrane. The record is from RefSeq and is a predicted model, not a curated record. The transcript is spliced from 2 exons. NCBI's taxonomy places the organism in Eukaryota, Metazoa, Chordata, Mammalia, Rodentia, Muridae. Gene Ontology annotation, molecular function: GTP binding; GTPase activity; GDP binding. Bases 48 to 599 code for a protein of 183 amino acids.
AGGUCUAUGUCGCGGGCGGCGGCGGCGGCGGCGGCCGCGCAGGGACGAUGCGCGAGUACAAAGUGGUGGUGCUGGGCUCGGGCGGGGUAGGCAAAUCCGCCCUGACCGUGCAGUUCGUGACCGGCACCUUCAUUGAGAAAUACGACCCCACGAUCGAGGACUUCUACCGCAAGGAGAUCGAGGUGGACUCGUCGCCGUCGGUGCUGGAGAUCCUGGACACGGCGGGCACCGAGCAGUUCGCGUCCAUGCGGGACCUGUACAUCAAGAACGGCCAGGGCUUCAUCCUGGUCUACAGCCUGGUCAACCAGCAGAGCUUCCAGGACAUCAAGCCCAUGCGGGACCAGAUCAUCCGCGUGAAGCGGUAUGAGAAGGUGCCGGUCAUCCUCGUGGGGAACAAGGUGGACCUGGAGAGUGAGAGAGAAGUGGCCUCCAAUGAGGGCCGCGCCUUGGCUGAGGAGUGGGGCUGCCCCUUUAUGGAGACUUCUGCUAAGAGUAAAACAAUGGUGGACGAACUCUUUGCUGAGAUUGUGAGGCAGAUGAAUUAUGCCGCCCAGCCGGACAAGGACGACCCGUGCUGCUCUGCCUGCAGUGUACAGUAGCGCCCAACACGGCUGCCCUGGGCCGUGGGCGGCAGUACCUGUCUCCUCCCUACCGUUUGCAGGAUGGGUGGUGUGCAUCCACAGUGCUCUGCAGCCUUCAGGCUGGAGUCCCGGGGGCUCAGUGACUACAG